AUGAAUGAGGCACUACGCCAUGACAACAGAGUCUACAGAUUGGGGAUAUGGGCUAAAUCCGAUCAGCUUAGAAGAAUCAAAGAUGAUUCAAUUCCAAUUGAAUUGGUCGAAAUGAAGAAAGUACAUCUUCAAGAGUUGUCCAGUCUACGGAGUUUUUCUCUAGGAGACAUUGUUGAAUGGCCAUCCUUGGAGAAUGUGGUUGUGAGGAACUGUCCCAGCAUUAAGAAGUUUGGUUUGGGAAAGAUAAAACAGUCACAGUUAAAAUCAGUUCUCAUCAUCGAAAAUGAAGUGCAAAUUGAUGCAAAGGUUCCCUAUCUUUUUGAAUUGGAUGACGAAUUGUCAAAUAUUAUUGAGUACAAUAUUGGUGACAAUGAAGAAUUAAUUAAGAAAAUACGUAAUCUUCAACCUUCUCAUUUCACCAAACUCCAGGUGCUUGAGGUAAAAAAUUGCAAUGAAAACUUACGCGAUUUUUUGUAUGUUUUGGUAAGGAGGUCCCACAAACUUGAAGUUAUCAACAUUGAGCAAUGCAAAACAAUCUAUUCUUAUUUGUUUGACACUACUGAUGCUUAUGAAGAGAGACAUGGAGAUGGUAUAUAUUUGACACAGCUUAAGGAACUAAAAUUAACAAAAAUAGAUGGGAUGGAAAAAAUAUGGAGUGAUGAUAAACCAGAAACUCUUUCCCUCAACAACCUGCAAAUUCUACACAUCAAAGAUUGUCACUUUCUGACACAUAUAUUUAGUUUUCAUCAAGUGAAGAAGCUUCACCAACUAAAGGAAUUAAUGAUAGAGGCUUGUGAGGCAUUAGCUAGUGUUUUGAUGAAUACUUUGUUUAGAGUUGGUCCCGCAAGCAAGUUCCCAUUACUGAGUAAGCUGGAGUUUAAGUCUCUCCCAAACUUGAGCUAUUUCUAUAGAGGUGAUCAUGUUCAAUUCCCUAGUCUAAAAUAUUUGACGAUAGAAAAGUGUCCAGUCUUGACAAAAUUUAUAACGGAUGCCAAGUUAUUCCCAGAAUUGAAUGAGAUUGUGUUUGACAGUAAUAAUACAUUGGUUUAUGUCAUCUCUUCUAAGACAUUACAAGAGUUAAGGAACUUGAAGAAAGUCUUUGUGAGUCAUUUUGUUAUUGGACAAACUAAAGGAAUUUCAUAUGAUAAAUAUGCAUGUGGGGAAGCUUUGGCAUCAUGA
Messenger RNA from Sphenostylis stenocarpa, 1179 nucleotides. The record is from the annotation of a GenBank genome assembly. Lineage: Eukaryota; Viridiplantae; Streptophyta; Magnoliopsida; Fabales; Fabaceae.